UGUCCGGCGCUGGGCAUGGAGCGUGUGCGGGGAACUGGGGCCGUGCUGGCGGUCCUGGUGCUGCUGGGAGCCCCCCCGGCUGCGGGCGAGGAGCUGUCGGCCCCUGACCCGUGUCCUGCACACACAGGAGUGUUCCAGCAGAUGACAAAGAACGAGUGUUACUUCAUCAACGGCACCGAGCGGGUGAGGUUCGUGCAGAGAAGUAUCUACAACCGGGAGCAGUUCGCCCACUUCGACAGCAAUGUGGGGGUCUCUGUGGGAGACACUCCGUUUGGACAGUUCUGUGCCAGGUACUGGAACAGCCAACAGGAAAGGAUGGAGUUCUAUCGGGCUCAGGUGGACACGUUCUGCCGGCACAACUACGAGGUGUUCGCCCCGUUCACCGUGGAGAGGAGAGUGCCCCCCAGCGUGUCCAUCUCGCUGGUGCCGUCGAGCUCCCAGCCCGGCCCCGGCCGCCUGCUCUGCUCCGUGAUGGAUUUCUACCCUGCGCCGGUGCAGGUGAGGUGGUUCCAGGAUGGGCAGGAGCUGCCGGAGCACGUGGUGGCCACCGACGUGGUCCCCAACGGGGACUGGAGCUACCAGGUGCUGGUGCUGCUGGAAAUCCCCCCCCGGCGCGGGGUCACCUACAGCUGCCAGGUGGAGCACGUCAGCCUGGAGCACCCCCUCAGCCGGCACUGGGGUACGGCCCGGCCCCCCCAGCCCUGGGGGCACACUGGCAGGGGGGCCAGGGGGGAAAGGGGGCAACUGGGGGCAAUUGGGAGGGAGACUGGGGGGGAACAGGAAGGGCUCGAGGGUGAUGGAGAGGCUGAGAAGGAGGUUGGUGGGUGUUGGGAGGGCUGAGAGGGGCUUUGGGGAAUCCUGGGAGC
Chiroxiphia lanceolata (lance-tailed manakin) is the source of this 866-nucleotide messenger RNA. RefSeq names its product class II histocompatibility antigen, B-L beta chain-like. NCBI's taxonomy places the organism in Eukaryota, Metazoa, Chordata, Aves, Passeriformes, Pipridae. Bases 16 to 840 code for a protein of 274 amino acids. Gene Ontology annotation, molecular function: MHC class II protein complex binding. The transcript has 3 exons. The record is from RefSeq and is a predicted model, not a curated record. Gene Ontology annotation, biological process: positive regulation of T cell activation; antigen processing and presentation of exogenous peptide antigen via MHC class II; peptide antigen assembly with MHC class II protein complex. Gene Ontology annotation, cellular component: membrane; MHC class II protein complex.